Messenger RNA from Colletotrichum spaethianum, 1047 nucleotides. RefSeq lists its product as uncharacterized. The record is from RefSeq and is a predicted model, not a curated record. Bases 1 to 1047 code for a protein of 348 amino acids. The transcript has 2 exons. NCBI's taxonomy places the organism in Eukaryota, Fungi, Ascomycota, Sordariomycetes, Glomerellales, Glomerellaceae.
AUGGCCACCGCUAUCGGAGUCGUCUCGGGCGUUAUCACGAUCUUUUCCUUUCUCCAGGACAUGUUUCCCGCCCCUGACAACCCCAGUGCCAAGUUUGCAUUCAAAGUCGGCCUGGACGGUGCAGGCGACCCGCCUCUGACCAACGCUGGCGGCGAGAAGCCUGACGUUCGCUGUUGGAACGAGCAAGGUGGCUUCCUCGGUAUAGAAGUCAACGACGGCAACAGGUGCGAGAACGGCGCCGAUCUUUGCGAGACUACCGUUUCCGAUGUCGUUCAGCAACCGACUUACACACUCUUCACCGGUAACGACGACGCCAUCUGCCUGGCUUGGGCUUCUGUAACAUUCCCUGGUGGCCAAAAGUACGCCACUACUAUCGGAAACUGGGCACAGAGCUGUGAUGAAGCUUAUGGCAAUGGUGGCAAUUGGUAUUAUUCCGACAUCUACGUGCCCAGAGAGAACGGUGCCGAUGAAACAGUUUUCUGCGCCUGGGUUGACAAGAACGGCGACGUCGGGACUACAGGAAUUCAGCUUCACUGGCCUGAGUACGCCUCUGAGAACGGCGCCAACGAUCUUGGCUACUACUGCAACAAUGACCCCCCUCUCAGAUUUACCACUGAGUCCGACCCUUCGGAUGUCAUCUUCUGGACUCGCCGGCGUGAUCUCUUCUCUAGCGAACCCUCCGUUUCUGCUGCGGCUGCACCGUCACCGGCCGAUAAGCAACGCCGGGUUGUUGACCAGCAGCACGAACGUCUGGCACAACGCUUUUCAAACGACUCGCGCCUUGUGAAAAGUAAGCUGCCAGCUCAUACGGCCUCAGGUCUUUGUAGCGGGGGCAAGUCUGUUGGGCCAAGCUUCGUGUCUUAUGACGAGCGUAUGUUCUGCUAUAUGCCGACUAAGACUGUUUACCCAUUCUGUGACGACAUCGACGGCGGCGCUUGCUGGUCCGAGGAGGAGAACAAGGUUAUUGAUAAGGGGAAUGCUGGAGCUCGGAUUCCUGAGGUCCCUGCCAUGGAAUUCAACAAUGUUCUACUGUGGGGCGAUAAAUAA